UUUACAGGGUGUGAAAAUGGGUCGUGGGGACAACCUGACAAUACUCUACCCUCCCGGUUGUAGGGAAGUGACGGAAGAUGUGGGUCCAGAUGAGCUUAUCCGGCGGCUUAAGACUCUGGCGCAUACAUUGCAGUCCAUGGGUCAGGAUGAUGGUGCCUAUCAGCAAUAUUUCUUUCUUUCUUAUCCGAGUCGUGAUGUGCAGCUGCUGAUAGCCUGCUGCAUCGCUGAUGUUUUGAGGGUUUAUGCCCCAGAAGCACCGUACAAGGAUCCUGCACAAGUGAAGACACUUUUCAUGUUCCUGAUAAAACAGCUUGGAGGGUUGAAGGAUCCCAAGGAUCCAGCUUUCAAGCGUUACUUCUACCUCCUUGAGAACCUGGCUUAUGUCAAGUCUUUCAACAUGUGCUUUGAAUUGGAAGAUUGCCAAGAGAUAUUCUGCAAACUCUUCAAAUUAAUGUUCAACAUUGUCAAUGAUGAACACAGCGGGAAGGUGAAGUCAUUCAUGUUGGAUGUUCUCUGUCCACUCAUCAAUGAGAGUGAUGUUGUGUCUAAUGAUCUCCUUGACAUAAUAUUAGCUAAUGUUCUGGAACCAGCCAAAUCUCAGCGGAAAAAUGCCUAUCAUCUAGCAAAAGAAUUAGUUGUGAAGUGUUCUGAUACUCUUGAACCAUAUAUUCAAGCAUUCUUCAAUCAUGUCUUAAUAUUGGGGCGUGAAGAAAAGACACUGACCAUAUCUCAGAAGGUGUACGACCUCAUAUAUGAAUUGAAUCACAUCUGUCCUUCAGUCCUAUUAUCUGUGUUACCGCAGUUGGAGUUUAAAUUGAAGAGUUCGGAUGAAGAAGAGCGUUAUGGAUCAGUUUCCUUGCUAGCACGAAUGUUUUCUGAGAAAGAGUCAACUCUUGCACUUAAUCACAGGCAGCUGUGGACAGCUUUUCUAGGAAGGUUCAAAAUUCGCAAAGAAGCCAUGUGUGGGUUAGCAAUGAUCUACAAAAAACAUCUCAAUAGCCCAGAUGUUCCAUCAGCCACUCGCCAUGCUGUGACAUGGAUCAAGGAUAAGAUUCUUCAUGGUUACUACAUGACCAGUAUGGAUGAUAGAUUACUUGUGGAACGUCUGUUAAACACAUGUUUGGUGCCGUAUCAACUUGCUCCUGAAGACCGCAUGAAAAAACUCUUCUACCUGUAUGCCUCUAUUGAUGACAAUGCUACCAAAGCCUUCAUAGAACUUCAGAAACACCAGUUAGUGGUUAGAAAAAAUGUCGCUGAGCUUAUUGAACUUCACCGAAAGCCCCAGGAUGAGGAGCGAGAUCGCGAGAUUGCCUACCGAUUGGGUCACCUCACCAAGUUCCUUCCUGAUCCUCUUAAAGUUCAGGAGUUCCUUAGAAAGUUCUCACAACAUCUCAAUACUGAUUCACAACUCUUGUCACUGAUGGAGACAGUUGUCAGUCAUGAUGUGUCAUGCAAAGACAGUGUAGAUGCUGUGACGCAGAUCUUGAAGAAGCUGGGGCAGCCAGUGAUGACCAACCUGUAUUAUAACACCAUCAAGAUGCUGCUGGAGCGUGUGUCUAGUGUCAUGGUAGACCAAAUAGCAUUGGAAGCUCUUAUAGGAUUAGUGGAGGGGGCAAUCAGUGCAGAUCCAACUGUACUUGACUCCCUUAAUCUCACUUCAGAUAUAGCCACAGAAAAAGGACUUAAGUUACUAUUUGUGUUAUCAUUUGUGUAUCCUGCUCACUUCCUGCACGUGGACAUCUUGACGCGCCUCAUUGCCCUCCUUAACAUACCGACCUCUUCCAUUUCCCCACCAGUCCUAUCAGUUCUCACAUAUAUAGGCAAAUAUAAACCAAUUGGGGAAUUGUAUCCAGAUCUCACAGCAGUUCUCAUUCCAAUUUGUCAGCGUUUUGCCGAGUCUGGUAGCCCAAAACAAGCUAAGCAUGCUGUGCGUUGCCUCCACACCAACUGUACCUCAGACUCUGAUGACGUUUUUGAAAGAAUAUUAGAGAAAAUCAAAGAACAGCUGACAAUUGAGAGUCCACAUUUCAGAACAUCUGUUGUAUCCCUGGGACAUAUAGCCUUCAACAUGCCUGAAAGAUUUCUUGUGCCCAUCAAAAAUGUUGUAUCCAGGAAGGUGGUGAAAGAGUUGUUAAUGAGGAACCAAACCAACGCACACACUCCCGGUCCAGCCAGUCGAGACGAUGUUGAGGAGUGGAUCGAGGAAGAAGAACUUACUGAAGAAACUGCUGUUAAGAUGGAAGGAAUCAAAAUGAUGGCACGGUGGCUACUGGGACUCAAGUCCGACGUCAUCUCGGCACAGAAAACCUUCCGCAUGCUGAACGCCUUCAUCCUUCACAAGGGUGACUUGCUAGAAACUGGCAAAAUGUUGCCUGACCAAUCAGGAGGAGGCACUGCCAUCUAUUACUCCGAUGAACUAGAAUGUGUGAAAUCAACUAAUGUACGGGACAAAAAAGGUGAAUAUAUAAUAGCUAAAUUCACAUCAAGAACACUUAAGAAACCUAUAACAGAUGAAUGUCCACAAGUGCGUGAGAGGUUUGCUAUCAAGCUACACAAGGGUCUGGCUCGAGGGAUCCCACACAAGUGCCUGCCUCUGGAUUUCAUGGGCUUCUAUGCCUUGGCAGGUCUGGAAACUGACCGGCAGUUGAAAGUAGCAGUUAAACAGUUCAUGUUAGCAGAUAUUACCAAGAGAAGAGAUUAUAUUAGAUCAAUCACAAUGUCAGGUGGAAGUGAGAAAGCAUCGAGUCAGCUGCCACACAUCAUGCCAGAUUACAUGCUAGUGUUUGCUGUUCCACUUUUAGCUCACCAACCUGACUUUAAAGAUCCUAACGAUGUAUCACAGUUGACACGAAUACGCUCCUGCCUCUGGUAUAUUCUUGAACCUCUUAUGACCAAGAAUGAUGCCUAUUGCUUUGGAUUUUAUAAGGCUCUCAUUGAACAGAUGAAGAAUCAUAAGGAUGCAGUCAAGCCAGAAGAUGAAAUAACCAAUCAGAAACUGUGGGCAGUGUGUGAUUUGGCAAUGGGUCUAAUAAUAUCUAAGACAACAAGUUUUGAGAUGAAGGAGUUCCCAUCUGACCCUCGGAUACCUCCCAUGUACUUCAAGAAGCACGAGGUUCCCAACUUUGUUAAUGUCAAAUCGUAUCUACCAGCUGAGCUUCAAGUGACAGCACCCAAAGGCUCCACCAAGGUACUGACUGGUGUUGCCAAGAAGACAGCAACCAUCACUUUGGUGAAACCUGCAGUAGUGAAUAAACAAAGACCAGAAGACAGAGUAGAGGAUAAUGUAACUACAAGCAGCAGCAUAGACCUGCCAGUAAUGAAAGAGGUCAAGGAUGAAGACUCAAUGAUGGAUGAGGAUUCAACCAAUUUAUCAAAUAGUCGGAAGCGAGGGCGUGGUGGCUUCAACCUAGACGAAGAGUUAGACACAGAUGACAGCACAACGCUGAGCAGUGUCCUACCCACACCCACCGUUACACCGGCAGCCUCUAGUGGACCAGCAAACAAGAGAGGAGUUAGGAGGAGCUUUUAUGCGCCUCUAAUGGGAAUUCGGGUACCCAAACUUACUAUGCAAAUUUUUUAUGGCCAAAAAUCAUUUAAAACCUGGGGAGCCUUGAGAUGGUAA
Messenger RNA from Cherax quadricarinatus, 3622 nucleotides. Lineage: Eukaryota; Metazoa; Arthropoda; Malacostraca; Decapoda; Parastacidae. The record is from RefSeq and is a predicted model, not a curated record.